Messenger RNA from Acyrthosiphon pisum (pea aphid), 780 nucleotides. RefSeq names its product MPA13 allergen-like. Gene Ontology annotation, molecular function: lipid binding. Bases 39 to 446 code for a protein of 135 amino acids. The record is from RefSeq and is a predicted model, not a curated record. NCBI's taxonomy places the organism in Eukaryota, Metazoa, Arthropoda, Insecta, Hemiptera, Aphididae. The transcript is spliced from 3 exons.
UAUAUUAUUGGGAAUCAAUACCACAUAUUAUUAUAAUUAUGUCUCUGAUUUUCGAUAAAAAAUUCAAGCUGGAGUCCAGCGACAAAUUCGACGAAUACAUGAAAGCUCUUGGUGUUGGAAUGAUGACCCGCAAAUUGGGUAAUACCGUAUCUCCGGUGGUGGAGCUGACCAAAAGCGAUGACGGCAAACUUGUGCUGUCGUCGAACUCAACGUUCAAAAACUCAUCUAUCGCGUUCAAACUCAAUGAAGAAUUCGACGAGGAGACACCCGACGGCCGCAAAGUGAAGUCACUCAUCGUCCAGGACGGAAACAAGCUGGUGCACACCCAAAAAUGCGACAAACACAACGACACCACGAUCGUUAGAGAAUUCGAGCCCGAACAAUUGAAAAUGGUCCUGACUGUCGAUGACAUCACUUGCACCAGGAUCUACAAACCAGUCCAAUAAAUAUAAUAUAUUAUACCUACUAUUUAAUUACUAUACAAUUCAGAUCUUUUUCAACUUAUCCGAAAUUUGGCCUAUUAUAUAUUUAUUAUAAUGUUUUACAUGUGAUUAAUGAUAUAAUUACACGAACUAUAUUUAUUUAAUUUUAAUAAUGGCCUUGGCUCUUGUAAUCAUUAUUAUUAAACUUAUCCUUGAUGUUUGGUGUGUUAGUUAUUGCAGUUAUCGCAAUCGGUGAAGAAUGAAGAUAUAAGAAUCUGUUGAUAUAUAAUAUUGGUGUUAUCACAGAUUUAACAAAACUUUAUUUGGAUAAAUAUAGCAGGUGCUAUCACAAAAUGUU